Molecule: messenger RNA, 14684 nt
Organism: Pocillopora meandrina
Lineage: Eukaryota; Metazoa; Cnidaria; Anthozoa; Scleractinia; Pocilloporidae
Source: the annotation of a GenBank genome assembly
UACGCCACGAUAACCAAUAUGGCGGCAACAAUGAAUUGUGUUGAACAUUGGGGAGAACUCGAUCCUCCUUUGCCAAAAACAGCCGGUCUACACGUUGAAAUGACGGAGCCUAAAGCUGCAGAUUACGAAAUACCAAGACUGCAUCAGCCAUCUUCGGAACACUUCCCACCAAAAGACGAGUAAGUGAGAGAAGGUGGACUUGGUUAACAGACUUCAGUUGCUAAGCUUGGUCGAUAGUUUAUCGUCAAUUUAAAUCAGACGAUUUCAACAAUGAGAUAGAAUUUAAAGAAAAGUGUAUAUCUAUUUGCUUUUAUGACUGAUCUGUUUUAUUUUAUUAUAGAUUGCCAAUGAAGUUUAUGGCGUCUGUCAAACCGCCACUUGAUAAACACUCACAGAACCUAACACUACACUGUAUUGAACUACAGCAUCACAAACGACGUAUGCGCCUGAUGUUAAUGGCAGCCCAACAUCAACAUGGAGAGGGAACGGUACAAUGAUAGACUUAUUAUUAUUGUGUGCCUUUGCUUUUUUUUCAAAAAAAUCACUGAAUGCUCAAUAAAUGCUCACUUGGUUUAGUUAUUGAAACAAAAUUGUAAUCGGGAUACAUCCUCCCUCCAAGAGGGGAGAUUCGAUCGAGUGUUGUAAAAUUAAAACUAAAGUAAUCAUAACAGUCAAUCAGAGGUAGGGAAAAUGUACAAAGAGCCAGUUGGAACCUAUAGUUAAAACAUGUAAACUGCUUGUAGCACAGAAAAACACAUAUGACCAAGUUAUGAUUGAGUGGAGAGAGCUGAAAACCUUGACACUUGUCAGGAACUUUCAUGGACUCAUACAUGAACCCCUAACGAUGCCAGACUAAGAUGGAAGAGUUUUUGAAAAAUUGAAAAGGGGUGUGCUUUUAUUCUUGGAUUAGGACACAAGAAGAGAGUUACACACAUAGUUUUGUGUUCAAAAACAAAACAGGAAUGAUGAAAAAUGUUAAACUAUUAAAUUCAUACUAAUUAUGACAGUGUGAGAGCGACUCUCUGGUCAUCACAGUGAAGAAAGCCUCAGAAAUUACAUUGGCCACCCUUUGAGUGAACAACUAAGAGCUUGUUCUGACAACACUGCUGUUUGUAUUGAAAAUAAAGUUUGUUUUGAAAAUUGAAAGUAAUGCAUGGGGAAUUUGAUGGAUUCUCUAUUACAAAACAAGUAGAGAAGCCUUGAUUGUGGUCUGUUCUGUUGUAAAGCACUUAGGAAGCAGUUAGAGAACUCAAGAAGUGCAGAGAAACACUUGACUAUGUCUUGUGUUUCUCCUACACUUCUUUUGCACUCUAGCCACUUCCUGUGUGUUUCACAACAGAACAGAGCACAAUCAAUGCUUCUCUAUUUGUUAAUUAUAUCGUUUCUCAUUUUGCAUCAAUUUUAUUUGGCUAAUAAAAAUGAAUGAUUUCUGUCUUCCUUGGGUUAUUUUAUCAGAAAUCAGAUGGUGCUGAAGCUCCUUCUCUUCCUGCUCAUCCACCAAGAUCCAAGCGAUUCUGCUCCAGUCAUGGAAUUGUCACACCACCUAUGCAAACCACUAUUCUCUCACGAGCUCAAGAAACUGUAAAGUAAGAGGAAUAAGAGUUCAUUGAAUAUGAAUUUUUUUAUUAUUAAUAAUGAUAUGUAUAUAGGCUAAUGGAUAGUUAUACCUCUACAAAACUAAUGCAAUAUAAGAUCUUCUGUGAAAUGACUGCAAACAAGAGUUUUUAUUGAUGAAACAUCCUUUAAAUUCUACAAUGCAACUUGUUCAGUGUAACUAGAGUCACCCAAUAUUUUUAGAGGUGUGUUAAAAACAAAGUAUUUUAAUAUCGUUUGUUUUGGACAAGCCACAGUAUAUUGGUAGCUAGAUUUCCUUUGCUUUUCAUUUUGAUAUUGAUAGCCAUGAUUUUGUUUUCUCAAUAUCUUUUAUUUUCCCAUACCAUAUGCAAGAAGAAUGUGCUGAAAUUUCUAUGCCAUGUUAUUAUCGUUAAAUCCAUUUUGUCAUUGAUGAACAAAUUAUCUCAGCAUGAUGCUGUGAUUGGUCAGAUAUUAGAAUGACAGUAACUGUAUUUCUUCACCUAUAUGCCGAUCCCAGCUAUAAGCAGAGACCCUAAUAGUUCAAGACCUUCCAACAGACUUGUGUUGUCCAAAAAAAAAAAAAGGCAAAACCAUCAGCUAUAAGCUGAGAGCAGAAUUAUUGAUUGUAACUAGCCAUUUGAGUCAGCAAACUUCACGGAAAUCAUUGGGUAAUGGCUAACUGAACACAAAAGCUAAUGAACUAAAAUAAACACGAAAGAAAAAAGCGAAUCAGUGAAGAUGUAAUCACUACCGUGCGACUGCAGAAACACAACAAUACUCUCAGUUACUGUAACCUGACAAUUGUUUCAAUUGAGUAUCUCUCUCCUUGCUGUUAUUUUUCUCAUCAUGCCAAAAGCACGCCGCUCUUCAUAUACUAUGGCUUUCAAGAUAAAAGUUAUCACAGAAGCUGAAGCUAUAGAAAACAACUCAGAAAUCGCUCAUGGGAAGCAAAGAAUCUGAUUGCUGGUCUGGAAUAUAUUGUUGACAAUUUUAAAACAUGUCAUGUAAAGAGUACUGCAGUCACAGAAUUUACGGUCAGUUGGCAUUAACAUUAAGUUUGCAAUUGUACUUGUUUUUGAAUCCCAAACCCUCAGCUAUAAGCCGAACCCCAUUUCUUAUGAAAAAUCUCCCAAACUUUUGUGUCUAAUACUGAAAAAAUUGCUUGGCUUAUAGCUGAAGAAAUACAGUAAGUCUGAGAGGUUUUCUGUCAAUUCAUCCAAUGAUAAGCAGGAAAAAAAAGCAGCUGUUUAAAUUUGUUAUAAGUGUCACAGUUUUUGUUAGGUAGAAUGAUUCACUGACAAUACCUGUAUGCAUCAUUUCUGUUGCAGCCCUCAUGAACCUCAUUCUGCUCUUACAUGUGCAGAGCUAGACAGUGCUUCCAACAGACAUUUGUUGAUGAAGUCAGUAGCUACCUUAUGUGCUCUUGCAGGAUUUGAUAGUGAGUUUUUUAUAUUUGUUAUCAUAAAUAAAUAUCAUCCAAUUAUCUGCUUUUUCCUUUCCUUCCUGUCUUGUGUCAUGUUUUGUAUACCUUCCAGUCCUCAUGGGUGUUCAUCACUGAUCAUGGCAACAUACUUAUAAAACAUUAACAGUGGCAUUUGCCAAUUACCAAGUGUGAAUAUUAAACAUUCUUUUUAAGCCUUUUGAAGCCCUAGUUGAUAUCAGUUUGUUUCUCUGCCAUUCCAAGAUCUGAUUUGGUUUUUUAAUGUUGAGACCCCUCUAAAUGACUCAUGUGAACAGCUCAUCACCACUGCCACAAUCACUACUUUAGUAAUAUUGUGUCAAAAAACUAACAGUGCAAAUGACAUGGUAUCACUUCAUUUAAGAUACAAAUUUGUUGGUUUUUCAGUGGCCAGUGAAUCUUCUCUGGAAAUACUAACAGACAUCCUAGAUGACUUUAACACCAAGCUCUGUCGUCUUUUGAGAAUGAGUGUUGAUAAUAAUGCAUUAGGUGGAAGAACAGGUUUUCCAGUAAGUCAAACGUUAGCCAGUAAGAGCAAGCUCUUAUUCAUGUUUGCCACAGUCUUAUUUGUUUUUUAAAAAUCAGGUUUAAAACUCAGAGGUCAUUUUAGAAGUUUGAGGCUAACCAUCACUGUAGGCUUAAUGUAAGUUAUUAAUCUGGAAGAAUAUAUACAUUAUUUUAUUGAUUAUGUGUGAUAAGAUUAUUUAAAAGUUAGCAUCAUCAUUAACCAAUGAGAAUUCAGAGUAAAAAGGAAUACUGCAUGAAGUAUGAGAAAAUGCAAGUAACAAAGUUGCAUUUGGGUCUAGUUUUACGUCUGAUUGGGUGAGAGGUUAGUGCAAGUUUUCUGGGUCAGUCUCAGUUUGAGUAAAGUGAACAAAACCACAGCAGUCCUUGAUUACUUGCAACACCCAAUUGAAAAUUGAUUUUUUUCACAGCAAUAAAAAUGCAAGGCUUCUACUAUGAUAACAGAAUUUCUUUUCAUAGAAUUAUUCAAUCUGUGUAUUCCACACAGGUUAACCCUUUCACUCAGACACAAGAACUGAUUUUUCAUUCUCUUGCUAUAUAUACAUUUUCUUGUUAAGUAGUGGGUAAAAUUUGGUGUUAUAUCAAGAAAAUAUGCUCUUGCUGAUAAUUUUUUAUUCUUGUCACCUAGUUGCCAAAUCAUGUACCAAAAAAGUUAGGAGAAGUCAUAAAUCAAUCACUUCUGGGAGUAAAGGGAUUAAAAUGUCUAGGAAAAUGAAUUGAAUUGGAAAAAAAAUGAAAGAUGGUUAAAAUUACAAGUUUGAAUGAUCAGGGCUUUAAUCAUUAGAAGUUAGAUUGUGGAUUUCACAUGGAAGUUGUCCUGAUAAUAUAAGGUCUGAGUUUUUCAUGCCAUGCUAUGUAGGAUGCUAUGGAGUAUGCUCUGCAUGAGAUUGGGUUAGGUGGAUGUGCUGCUAUCCAUAAGUACUGGGUGCAAGGAAUACAGGAUUAUGCUGUAAAACUAGAUCAAGAGGAUAUGGAGAUGAUACAGGAAUACAAGGCUUUGAUUGUAAGCAUCCACUGAAUUUGGUACAUGUUUUUAAGUAUUUAUCAACUAAGUUGAUAAUGUGAAUUGGCCACUGUAAAGAGUUUCAAAGCUGACAUUUCAGGGUGAACCCUUCAUCAUUCGCUGCUCUUAGAAGGGCUGAUACUGAUACAUCAGCUUUAAAUCUCUUUCUGGUGGCCAAUUUAUGUUAUCAACUCAGUUGAUAAUUCUUAAUUACCCUGUUUAAUACUCUCCCACUUAUGCAGCACCACCACCAUUUCUUUAGAAACUUACCCUUAUUAUUCAUUUAGUACAUGUAGCUUAUGUUCAGUAUGCUGGACGUAUGUGCCAAUAUCUUCGUUGUCUUUAAUUUUUCUUAUUAAAGGGAGUUUAUUAGCAAUCCUUGACAUCAUUUUUAGCAAUCCUUGACAUCAUUUUAUCUCUCAAGUUUUCUUAUCUUGCACCACUCUUAAUCAAAUGUUUGAUCUUUAAAUUACUUCUCCUGAUUGUUAUUCUGAUCAGGUGAAUGAUCAAUUUUCCCAUAGGUUAUCAUUUGUUUAUUCAAAUUUAUUCUGCUAUCCCCUUUAAUGGAAAAAUUGCUGACCAAUCACUGAGAAAGUACAAUGUUUAAAGAAACAUCAUACUUCUCUCUAAUGGAUAGUAUUUUUCAGGCUCUGAACAACCAGGGAAUGUGUUUAUCUUUUAAAAGGCACAUCUAACAAUCAUGGCUAAAAGUAAAUGGAGUGUGUCAGUGAAACAGAUGAAAGAAACUAUUUAUGUUUGUCAGUCAACGAUCCUUCUUUCACCUGCUUUCUCUUGCAAUUUGUUGAGGUCAUCUAAAGAUUCAGAAUGAUUCAGAGUAGAUAUGAAGCAAUUAUUUAAAUGUUGUUUUCCCUCUCUGAAAUUAUAAUUGAAAUAGCAACAAAUUGGUUGUUCUUCAAGAUAAAAAUUUAAUCAUGAUUUUUAUACUGAAAAAUAUGAAAUGAGGGUCUCAAUCUUGAAGACUGAAUAGUCAUUUUUGCCUCAUGUACACUGUUACUGUGAAGAAUUUAUGGAACUACAGUAAGCCAGGAUAAAAACUCUAAGAGAACUUUGUACUUUUUCACAGGAUCCAUCAGCUAGGAAAUCUGCAACAGUUUCUAGUGGAGGAGGAAACUCUCAAGGAUACAUGUAAGUUUAUUUAUCAUUACAGCAUGUUAUAACUUUGACUAGUGCUUUGGCUUCUUCACAGUUUUCCAAAAAGAGCUGGAUGUCUUGUUUGGUUUAAUUUUGUGAAAGAUAACUUAAAAGAAACUUAGUCAUUUUAACUUGGGGAAGAAAGCCAACUGAGUUGGCACAUGCUUCUUUAAACUGAAUAAAGAAAGUACAAAAUAAAGUGAUUUGAUUGGUUUUCCUUAUGGUUUUAGAAAAUUCCACACAAGCAAAUUCAGCUUGUGCUCAGGAAUGAAAAAAACUUCACAUAUCUUAUUUUCUGUGAGAUAAAACUCUUCCCAUGCUUUCAUAUCUUUUUGGUUUUUUUUGUAAUUUUUGUAUCAUAACACUGACAAUAAACCCAGGAAAAGCAUUUAAAAUUGACUAACAUAAAACUUCUCCCUACAAUAUCUAUACAUUCUUCAGCAAACAGGUAAUGAGAAUAUUCAAACCUAUCAGGUAGAAGCUGCUAUCUUGAUCUAGCACCAAGUUUUCAUAACUAAUUUACAAGGAAAUGUGUAGCAGCAAGAAGGGAGAAUUAACAAUCAGAUCUUGGGAGUUAAAGGGUUAAUAUGUUUUCUUUAUCCUCUGCUCCUUUUUACAACUCCAUUGCCAAAUUGUUGAAAAAUGUCUAAUUUUUUUUAGUCUGCUUCACGCAAUUUAUUAUUAUUGUGUAUGUAAUCAAAUUGGUAAUCCUGAGCCAUCUUUCCCACUUGGAUAGCCAGUCAGAACACAGGAUUUGCUUCAUAUUGCCCUCAGGCACUGCUAGCUAUAUAUUAAUAAGUCAUCUUCUUGCACAAGAUAAUUCACAUUCAUGACAUCUCUCUCCACCCUCAAACAUAAGUGGGUACCAGGAAACUUUAAGGGAAAAUUUAAGACAAGGAUAGCAUCAAGGCAUCCCAUCCAGGGGAAUUGGCAACCAUCUUUAAUUAGUGGCUUCAUAGUGCAGAAACCAGGUUAAAUGCUAGCAAUCAUGGUUCACAAGCUCUGUAAGAUUUUAGCUUCUUACCCUUAAGAGAGGCUAGCAUCUAAUUUUUCUUUGUAGUGUCACAUGCACCCCUGAGUUAAACAUUAAGGCUGAGAAAAUAAAGGAAAAUUUUUAAAAAAUUCUCAGUGUCAGCACAAUAAGAAAUGUGUAGGGAAUGGUAUAGAGAACAGGUAUACUCAUGUUAGGGUGUAAAGGGUUAAACUAAUUCUGACUUUUUCAUUUUUCCUUUCCCCCAGAGUCAAAGAUGAAGUGGAACUGAAAGGAAGUGGAUUAUCAUGUAAAACAUCUGUUGGGGUGAGUGUGCUUCAGGGCCUAAGGAGUACUGUUUCAACCCUUAAACUGCUAAGAGUGACUAGCAUCUAAUUUCUCCUUACAAUAUCGCCCCAAAUUACACAAUAAGGUCAUGAGAAUUAAUGAAAUGAUCACCAACUAAAGAAGGUCUUGAUUGUUAAACAAAUUACCCUAGUCAACACCUCAGGAAAUGUACAGAGAACAGUAUGGACAAUAUACAUACUGGUGCUAGGAUGUAAAGGGUUAAACGACUCCCUACUUCAUCAGGCUUCAAACCUUUUAUUAAAAGUCACUGUUUGUUUCCCUUUUUGAUUGCUGUGUGGUGUCUAUUAAGAAGUCAAACACAGAACAGAAGCAAACAAGAUGGUUUACAGAGAAAGAAAUUUAGUUAGCCAAUGAACAUUUCACACAACUUGAGAAAUGUUCCAGAUUAUGAAGCGAUCCUUCCUGGCUCCUCAUACCUGUACAUGAUCUGAGCUGUUUUGUGUCAAACGAAAUAAAUAGAAUACAUAUAAGAAAAUUGUUUGUGGAAGCCUAAUCUGCCCAUUACUAUAAAACCAAGUCCAGUCACAUCUUUUCUUUGCAAAAUCUGAUCAUACUUAAACAGACUGUUUUCUAAACGAGAUGUUGCUCUCCUAUUGCAGACAGACACAUCAGACCAGGGCCCAGAGUUAUCACUUUUAAGGUACUGUAGUGAAAAUUUUUCCACGUCACCGCGUUAAUGGAAAACAGUUUAGAAAAAAUGAGUUUUUGCUAUAUACCUAUACUUUCACUCAACAGAACGAGCACUGUGAUUGGUUGUUUCUUGGUCACGUGCCCCUGAUCAAAUUCAAAUGUAUUUCAACCGGGAUACAAUUGCGUAGUUGUUGCCUGCGCGCCGAAUACAACAGCAUGUUUUUGCCAUAUGAUUGUUGAAGGGAAAGUCUAAAUAUACAACAAAGCACUUAAUGUAUGGUCCCACGGGAAACUAGUUAGUUUUUUUUCCCACUAAGUGGACCACACAUUAAGUGUAUGUUGUUGUAUAGUGAUGUUAACUCUUUAAAUACUCUGGCAAAGUCAGAAAACAUGUAUUUACUUUCUUAGUCCUCCCCAAUCAACUCUUUAAGAAUUAGAAAGUGUAGUCUUGAUGAACAUUUACAAUAUGUUAUUUUUGUAUUGGCCAAUAUUGGCCCACACUGGCAAUGCAGACAGUUUCCAUUUAACAAAUGUCCUUUUAUGUCUCGCUUUCAAUUUAUCAGCUUUCUUUGGUUCAAACCCUAUUUAAUGCUGAUCUAGUUCCUAGCUCUGUGUUGCAUGUGUCACGGGGUCUGUCUUGUGAAAAAAAGAAACAUUUUUGGCACGCAAUGAUAUCGAUUUCAUGUUAAGAACCAUUCUUUGCUACUGAGCCGGCAGUAUAAUGAAUUCCUCUAAUUGUUAUAUUGAUAUUACCAUGAGUUGAUUUAUGAUGUUGCGACUAUAAUUAUAAUCAGGCUAUUUUAGUGUCGUUUGACUUAUUUUCUUCUGUGUUUUAUGUUUCAGUCCAUAUGGGAUGGUUUCCAGUGGAACCAAUACUGGUAAGAGUGACCCGCAAUUUUUGUUUUUAUUAGAACUGCGGGAUUUUGGAACUCGAAACACGAUUGAUUCUCUUUUCAAUGACCUCCUUGGGGAAACAAGGCCAAAAUAUUUCGAAAACAGGUAAAGGAAAGCUGUCAAACAGAGGGUGGUAAUACGCAACAAAUUGGCCCUCAGAAGAAUGGGUUUUAUUUACAAUUCCUUGAUAACUGCUAUUGCUUUCGUUGGAGUCUUGUCUAACUUACAAAUGCUCUCCAACUGCUAUAAAAACAAAGCAAGUAACACAUUUUUGGAGGAAAGGUGGACUGUCGUAUUCUGUCAAGCUGUUUAUCAAGUCUUCGUUCUUGUCACGAACACAGUAAGCUCGUGGACAGGCUUUAACGCACUUUGUGGGGAACAUGAUUGCGAUCACUGCAAUGGAAUGUAUACGUCAGUGGCAACCUUUAUGGUGUUUUUUGUUAGUGGAAGUUUGGCUUUCUUUGCCAAUGAACCUCGAUCUGUACCGUGUCGAAAACGAGAAUUAAUUCCUUCAUAUGCAAUUAAUACAACAGCAGUUUUAGCGCUGGUUUUGGCCGCUUUUGUAACGAUCCGAUGCCGGCUCAAUCGUUUUUGCGAAGAUACACUGUUUUAUCUGAUGGCAAUCAAUUUGAUAACGACAAUAACAAUCGUGCUUCUAUUGCAUGUGGCUUUUGGGUCGUGUAAACCGCAACUUGAUGCGGCUGCUCCGAAAGUGUCUUGGAUAAAGUUUUGUGUGAAGAAUAAGGGAACCGCAUUGUUUGUAGCUUUGUUUAUUGCGUGUUUCGGAGUAAUGCUUCCUUUUCAAAAGGCGCUCAAUCUCCUCCUUUUGAAUGCUGCCGUUGGGAUUGCUUUGCCUAUGGCAUUCAACGAUUUGAACGGUUCAGGCUGUGAAACGGAAAAAGAGAUCGGAGGUCUAGUAAUUUCCAAGUGACGAUUCUUAUGUUGAAGGCAUUUUAUGUCGAGCAGAUAUUGCAAGCUACUAACUGAAUUGAUUUUUUUUAUGAAGUUCUUCGUUUUUUUUUUGUUUUUUUUUUGUAUUUUAUUAAUUUUUAUUAAUUCAAAGUUACAUACAUUUUUCAUAAACAAACAUAAUUCACAUAAACAAACAUAAUUCACAUAAACAGACAGACACGGUACAUCAUAUAUCUACAUACACAAUCCACUGUUCCUCUUAGCUCUCCUCGGCUUCUAAAUAUAAUACUAGUACAGUGCAGCAACAAACAUGAGAUUCUAUAUCAUCUAAUAAUUUUUUUUUUCCGUAUUUCUGUGGUAGAAUUGCAUCGUUGUAAAUUACUUUUCCGAAAGGAGCCCACUGAAAAAAAAACAAUUAUGAGGCAGGUGCCUGGAUGAACUGCAUGAUUAAUACAAAAAUGUCGUGACAAGACCUGCAUUUUAAAUAGUUGUAAUUGUUAGGGUAGCGUUCAUUAAUUCAAGUUAAUAUUUCACUUAAGAACCACGAGAGAAAACAAGGCUUCACAUUUUGGGUUUAUUUUAGUCAGCCUUACCUUUUACCUCUUCAUUGUUAACUAUUUCUGGCGCAGUCGGCAUCAAGACAAAAUUAGUAUCUUGCAAAAACUUUCUGGUAUUCACCUGGUAACAAUAAUGUUUUCAUGGACAAAACAAAAAAGCCAAAUUGGAACUUGCUAGCAUUUAAAACAACCCUCUGGCUAUAUAGCAGGUAAUUUAGUGUUAACAACUGGGUUGAAAACGUAAAUUGGCCACCGUAAAGGGUAAAAAAGCUGACGUAUCGAGCGUUAGCCCUUCGUCUAUCGCUCUGACGGAGGGCUAACGCUCGAAACGUCAGCUUUUUUACCCUUUACGGUGGCCAAUUUACGUUUUCAACCCAGUUGUUAACACUAAAUUACCUGCUAUACUCUCCCACCGACGCAGCACCACAGUUUCUUCAGAAACUUACCCCUUUAUUCCUCUGGCUAUAUACCCCGUCAACCGAAUAAUUUCAAAGAAUUUCCAUCGAAAAAUUCGUUCAUAUUUAGGAGUAUCAGUUGUUUUUUAGGAAUAUCGAGCGAUUCCAAAAAAUGCCUAUGUCGUGUUCGUAUGCCAUAUGCCUGUGAAUUCUGAUUUUGGGCUUUUUCCUUAUUGCUUUUUUCUCUUUUCUAUCACAGCAAAGUAGACUUAAAUUGGCCACCGUGAAGAGUUUCGAAGCUGACGUUUCGAGCGUUAGUCCUUCGUCAGCGAAUGGCUAAGGGCUAACGCUCGAAACGUCAGCUUUGAAAAUCUUUACGGUGGCCAAGUUAUGGUACCAACUCAGUUGAUAAUACCAAAUUACCCUGUUACACUUUCCCAUCGAAGUAGCACCACAGUUACUUUAGAGAAUUACCCCCUUUAUUUGCGCGUCAUUCUAGCCUAUUUAGUUUUGGGAAUUUAAAGGAAAAUAUCCAUCGAUCGUAAGUUUACCUUACUCUUUUAACAUAUGAAGACUGUGCACUGAUCAUACUGCUACGAGAAAAUAGUUCUCUGAAAUUAUGAAGCACUAAUUGUUGGCUGUUAUAAGUUUUGAUCAAAGCAAUCCUUCUCUUAUCGCGAAUUCGUAAUAAAAAGGUGUUUAGAUUCCGUGGAAACUGGUUCUUUCGGUAAGCUAUGCUCCACCUGCUCUUGGAAACAAUGUUAAUCGGUUUAGUAGAAGAAAAGGUAAUUGCUUUUGUUAAAAACUGAUAUCUGUUUAUAAACUCCGUGGUAGUUAUACCCUUCUUUUUCCAAUCCUUUUUAGUUUUCGCUUGGGGUUGAUCCCAUUCAUAAUUCAGCAUUAAGGAAGAAUUCCUUUAUUUUUAAGUUUAGCGCGGUUAACACCUUUUUCUUUCAAGGUGGUUUUAUUGUUAACAAUUUCUUCUAUUUAUCUUCCGCACUGAAUCUACAGCCACGAGGUUUUUUCGAAGUGUACGCAGCUCGUUGUACAGUCUCUUCCUACUCCAACUUCUGUUUUUCUUAAUGUUACAUGAAAGCCUUUAAACGCUGUUUUUUCCUUUAAAUCACCUAUAUUGUCUAAUUCUAAUUUCCUCAGUACAUGUAGAUAUAUCUCGUUUCUGUUUUGCCGGAUCUUAACUGAGACUGUAUGAAAAUUCAGAUGAAAAGUCACCUUGUGAAGAGUCAACAUUUUGAACAAAAAUGUUUCAAAAGCAAGAUCGACUUCUCGUGAUUCAACGCGAUUCGUUAACUAAGUGGAGUGAUGGAUAAACAUUGACAGCUUAGUUACUAUCACCUUUAUAAACAGAUGAACAGCAUAUUCUAAUCGAAUUGACUCCCCCAUCGUCCGAACAAAUUCUUGCAAUCGGGCUCUCUUAUUAGAGGUCGUUACCUCCCCGAUCGACAAACAAAAUUGUUGCGAUAGGGAGCUCUUGGCGGAGCUCGUUGCCUCCCCAAUCGUCCAACACUGAAACUUGUUGCGAUUAGGUGCUCUUAACAGAGUUCAUUGACUCCCUGAUCGACCAACAAAAAUCUUGCUAUCGGGAGCUCUUAUCAGAGCUCGUUGACAUCCGGAUCGAUAGACAAAGUUCUUGUGAUUGGGAGCUCUCAUCAGAGUUCAUUGACCCCCCGAUCGACAGACAAACUUCUUACGAUCGGGAGCUCCUAUCAGAGCUCAUUGACUCCUAAGUUGACUGAUAAACUUCUUGUAAUCGGAAGCUCUCAUCAGAGCUUAUUGACUCCCCCAUCGUCCAAAUAGAUUCUUGCGAUCGGGCUCUCUUAUUAGAGGUCGUUACCUCCCCGAUCGACACACAAAAUUGUUGGUAUUGAGAGCACUUAUCAAAGCUCAUUGACUCCUUGAUCGACCAACAAACUUUUUGCGAUCGAGCUCUCUUAUCAAGUGGGUUCAUGUCUGACGUAAACUGGAAGCCGAUGGGAAAAUAUUUUUUGUAUCCAUUGAGCAAAAAUGAGGGAUCUUCUCAGCUGUUGCCUCGAGAUGUGUCUCCUAGUAUCCUUUGCGCUCUGCUUUGAUGAAAUUUAAAAGGAGUGCCAUGUUUGUGUAGCUGUCCCCAAAACUUGAACUGUGGUCACGAACUCUGUUUCUUAAACCUGCUGAACAGGAGACAAAGAUCCUUCGAUGUAUCGUAUAUAGCAGAGGGUAUUUAUCUUUCCUCUGUUCAGUUGUAGAUACUGCCUUGUAUGCGCAGAGAUUUUUUUGAUUAUAUCAGAACUUGCUUUUCCUCUGAGAUCCAGGCACAGAAUGCUUUCUACUGCAUCCCAAAAAAGCUCCCAUCAAAAGCUUAUGUGCUCUAACUCUGCAGAUGAAAGAUUUUAGUUCGAGGAGCGUGAUUGUGGAAUAAAAGAAAUAAGACUGGGUUCUGUAGAAAUAUCUUCUAUACCACGUUCUUGAAAUUUCAUGACUAUUGCAACUAGAAAAUUAAACGCGAAAUGAAAUCCUCCAAACAAUUCAUAACGUUUUCAGACUCCUCAGGGUGUUUCUACUGAAUUUCUUUUGCCUUUGUAUAUAGAGCAAGAUCGACGGUAAGGUAUUUUUCGAGUUAACAACAUCUGCCAUUUAUUAUUUUCCUUUUUUUUAAUCAUAUUUCACAAAAUUACGUUUCUUCUUAAUUUCCUUAGCAACCGUUGCUGUGGUAUCGGUUCACCAACCAGCCAAAAUUUUCCUGGACUUAAGUUUUAUCUCCCCUCGUUUUGGAACACAUAAUUAUUGGUACUUCCAAAAGCACUUCAAACCCCUUUCCCCCUCCAUAGCAAGUCACUGACCCCACAACUUGUGACUACGACUGACGUAACGAUAAUCUGUGGGUAUCAGCCUAUCAGUCUAUCAAACCUCUUUUGUAGGGGGUGCUACGAGGUCGACUGUUUCUGGCUUCGCAUCGACUUAACAUGCUAAAUUGAAAAUUAAAGUAGUUUUCUUCUUGAUCGUGAAUUUUUUUUUGAUCAAAUUAAUAGUAACUUGUCCAAAGUAGUUUGCAAAGUUCAAUAGUAAUUUUUCACGACGAGAAAAGUUCUCAUUGUAAAAUAAGGUCGCCAUGAUGAAAAGAGAUGAUCAACUAACCGUUAUAUUUUUGGUGAAUCGCUUGCAAUGUGUAUCAUUUCCAUACAUAUUCCCAACAUAUAUGGAAAUUUAUUGCUGGAUACUUAUUUUUUGUUUUAACAUUAUGAAACAGUACACCAUGUUCUACAAAUAUGUUCAGAGUGCGCGUCAGGGUGCAGGCGAAAGUUGAGGGAGAGCUUUGGUACUUUUUCAUAGUAACUGAACUUCAAAACUUCCCAGUGAAAAUCGAUGCUCGAAAAGCUCUUGGAGAACACGAAGGCGUUGCAAGAUUUAUUGUCAACUAUGCUAUCCGCUUUCAUUUAUCCCACUGUAAUGUACCUGAAAAUUUGUACUGUUUUUGUUGUUCUUUUGUUGUUAUCAAUAGGAGAAGGAAAUAGCGAUCCCACCUCACCCCAGUGGGGAAUGUCAUAUAUUAAGGUAAGAGAUUAAAGUAUUAAAUGAAUGUAUCGUAUUAGGAGUUUUGGUGUGUGGUAUCGCUGAGUAUUUUUACGAGUUGUAGAUGAAGCGUCCAUGUUAUGUCCAUAACAUGUUCCAUACAUAAUACAUCCCAUAAUGAUACUAGGUAUAACACUAUUCAUGUGUGGUUUACAAUGUGUCCCAUUGACGUUGUUCUAUCAUGUUAACCCCCAUCUAACCUUAGAAUUAACCAUGUUAUAACACAUUAACCCCCGACUACCAUAAGUUCAUCAUGUUAUACCACAUUAACCCCCAGCUACCCUAAGUUAACCAUGUUAUACCACAUUAACCCCCAUCUACUCUAAGUUAACCAUGCUAUACCUCAUUAACCCCCUACUACCCUUAGUUAGCCAUGUUCUACCAAGUUAACCUCCAUCUACCCUUAGUUAACCAUUUUCUACCACAUUAACCCACACGACGCCGAACUAAAGAGGGUCUUGAUUGUUGAGCAAAUUCUCCUUUUCACCACCUCACAAAAUUGUUAGAAAACAGUAUGGAGAAUACACAUACUGUUCUUAGAGUGUAAAGGGUUAAAAGGAAGACUCUUGCUAGUUACAUUAAUACAUAUUGUUUUGUUUUCUUACAGACUGAAGGUGAAGAAGAUGAGUCAUACGAGGACCCAAUGAAUGUUGUUCCGAAAACGCCACAGUCAUAG